CCACAGAUACAUUUUUUAACAGCCUACUAGUUUGGAGAUGGCAUUUUGCAAGAUCAUCUGAGGAACAGGAAAGCAUCUGAAAUCUACUGAAAAGGAUAAGUGUAGCGGUUUUCACAGUGGAAGGAAACUCUAUUGGCACAGAGGCAGAUACUGAAUAAAGUAGUUGGCUCAAAGAAGAUGCACCGUCUGCUGUUUUUUCCCUCUGAAUGAAGACUUUAUUUAAUGGAAGCUGUAUUCAUGUGGAGAUCAAAGGAAUCGUUGGAAUGAUAAACUACUGGAGGGUUCUCGCUCAUUUUUAAAAAUGAAAAGCCUGAAGCAGUAACUUGAGCUCAGAUACCUUCUAAUUCUUUCGCAGCCUGCCUGCUUUAUUAGGAUUCUCAGCUAACACCAUUUCUGCCUGGUGCCUGUGCCCUUUCGCGGGAGCAGCCACAGACAACUGCCUGAUGGAGAAAGAAUGAAUGCUCUGCCUUGCUUAUGCUAUCGAUGGGAAUAAAGCAAUCUGUGUUUCUUCUUUCAUAUGGGAUAUCUGGAUUAAUUAGGCUGUAUUCUAGUACCAAGAGUCCUAUUGUCUCUCGUGGUCUGACUCAUCGCAUGUAAAUGUACUGCAGCUUUGCUAUUAAUGCAGAGUUGCUUUUUUCUUUCCGAAACACAGAGAGAAUUGUCGACCUCUGCGCUUCAUUUUUAGAAUUUGUGCUGGGCUCUAGAUGCAUUUUUUAGCCUCUGGAUAGUAUCUACGGUAAACCAUUGAAGCUGAAGAAAUGAAGACAAAUUAGAAGUGGAAGCAGAAUAGUGAGAUUUUAUUUUUUAUUUUCAGCUCUAAGCAAGCAGGUUACUGGUAACUAUAUGACCUUGCAGGCAAGAGUGUGGGUAUAGCUGUAAUCAUCUCUGUCACAGCAGUUUCUCAUUUCAUUCUGCAUCGUGUAGUGUUGUCAUCAAAAACAGUGAUCUUUUUAUGCAAGUCAAUUUCUGUGAAACAGCAAUAUUACUAUUUUGGCAGGAAAAAUUUUUUUAAAUGAGCUUGUACUGGAAUGCAGUAUUACUUAUUGUAAUGUUGGGAAAUUUCUUUUAAGUAAUCGAACAGAAAAUAAUAGAAUUCUGUUGCUUUAGGAAGUUGUAAGUUAUGUGGUCGUGAUUUUAAACUUCAGUCUUUAUGCUAGUGCUUAUUAACUUUAAAAAAUCAACUGCGCUGUUCAGAGAAUGAUUCUAAGUGUUAUACAGAAGAGAAGGAAAAACUACUUGGGCGCUUCCAACUCUGACUUUUACCACAUAGCUUGGAAUUUAUUAUUUUAAGAGAGCGAAUGAGUCGAGUGUGUAUUGUUGUUUUGGAGGAGGUAGAAGAUGAACCUCCUGAAUUCAUUUCUAAAUUGCCACAGGAAAAUAAAUCCCUAUAUUCUCCACCUCCUGGAAAUGUAUUGCCAUCAUUGGUGCAAGCUAUAUUUAAUGGAGAUCCUGAUGAAGUUCGAGCGCUAAUAUUUAAGAAAGAAGAUGUUAAUUUUCAGGACAAUGAAAAGAGAACUCCGCUACAUGCUGCUGCCUAUCUUGGAGAUGCAGAAAUUAUUGAACUGCUUAUUUUAUCUGGAGCUAGAGUUAAUGCCAAAGACAACAAAUGGUUGACACCUUUACACAGAGCAGUUGCAUCUUGUAGUGAGGAGGCAGUUCAAGUACUUUUGAAGCAUUCUGCAGAUGUUAAUGCUCGAGACAAAAACUGGCAAACCCCUUUACAUAUAGCUGCUGCUAAUAAAGCUGUCAAGUGUGCUGAAGCUUUGGUACCUCUGCUGAGUAAUGUAAACGUAUCCGAUCGAGCAGGGAGAACUGCUUUACAUCAUGCAGCUUUCAGUGGACAUAGUGAGAUGGUCAAAUUAUUGUUGUCUAGAGGCGCCAAUAUUAAUGCUUUUGACAAAAAAGAUAGACGUGCUAUCCAUUGGGCAGCAUAUAUGGGUCAUAUGGAAGUAGUGAAAUUACUUGUGACACACGGAGCUGAAGUGACGUGCAAGGAUAAGAAGUUGUACACACCUCUUCAUGCAGCAGCCUCCAGUGGAAUGAUCAACGUUGUCAAAUAUCUUCUAGAUCUUGGAGUUGAUAUGAACGAACCAAAUGCCUAUGGAAAUACACCUCUUCAUGUAGCCUGCUACAAUGGACAGGAUGUUGUAGUGAACGAACUUAUAGACUGUGGUGCUAAUGUAAAUCAGAAGAAUGAGAAAGGAUUUACUCCUUUGCACUUUGCCGCUGCAUCAACACAUGGAGCCUUGUGUUUAGAACUUCUAGUUGGUCGUGGGGCUGAUGUUAAUAUGAAGAGCAAAGAUGGUAAAACCCCACUGCAUAUGACUGCCCUCCAUGGUAGAUUCUCCAGAUCACAAACCAUUAUCCAGAGUGGAGCUGCAAUAGACUGUGAGGAUAAGAAUGGAAACACUCCUUUACACAUAGCUGCACGGUAUGGCCAUGAGCUGCUAAUCAACACUCUUAUUACAAGUGGUGCUGACACUGCAAAGCGUGGCAUACAUGGAAUGUUCCCCCUCCAUUUGGCAGCCUUAAGCGGUUUUUCAGAUUGCUGCAGGAAACUCCUUUCUUCUGGCUUUGAUAUAGAUACCCCAGAUGAUUUUGGCCGGACCUGUCUGCAUGCAGCAGCAGCUGGAGGGAACUUGGAGUGCCUAAACCUUCUGCUGAAUACUGGUGCUGCAGAUUUCAAUAAAAAGGACAAAUUUGGAAGAUCUCCACUGCACUAUGCUGCUGCCAACUGCAAUUACCAGUGCCUGUUUGCUCUUGUGGGAUCAGGAGCAAGUGUUAAUGACCUUGAUGAAAGAGGCUGCACACCCCUGCACUAUGCAGCUACGUCAGACACAGAUGGCAAGUGCCUGGAAUACUUACUAAGAAAUGAUGCAAAUCCAGGGAUUCGAGACAAGCAAGGAUACAAUGCAGUACAUUAUUCAGCUGCUUAUGGUCACCGUCUAUGUCUUCAGUUGAUUGCAAGUGAAACUCCUUUAGAUGUUUUAAUGGAAACCUCAGGAACAGACAUGUUGAAUGAUUCUGACAACAGGGCAACAAUAAGUCCUUUGCACUUGGCUGCCUAUCAUGGUCACCAUCAAGCACUUGAAGUGUUAGUACAGUCUUUGCUAGAUCUUGAUGUCAGAAAUAGUAGUGGAAGAACACCUUUAGAUCUUGCAGCAUUUAAGGGCCAUAUUGAGUGUGUUGAUGUACUCAUCAAUCAGGGAGCCUCAAUCUUGGUGAAAGAUUACAUUUUGAAGAGGACACCUAUACAUGCAGCAGCAACAAAUGGUCAUUCCGAAUGCUUACGGCUACUUGUAGGAAAUGCAGAACCACAGAAUGCAGUAGAUAUUCAAGAUGGAAAUGGACAGACUCCUCUGAUGCUGUCUGUCCUCAAUGGGCACACAGACUGUGUCUACUCCCUGCUGAAUAAAGGAGCAAAUGUAGAUGCCAAAGAUAAAUGGGGGAGAACAGCAUUACAUAGAGGGGCAGUUACAGGCCAUGAAGAAUGUGUGGAUGCAUUACUUCAACAUGGUGCUAAGUGCUUGUUUCGGGAUAGCAGGGGUCGAACCCCCAUUCACUUGUCAGCUGCUUGUGGACAUAUUGGUGUUCUUGGAGCUCUUUUGCAGUCAGCAUCAUCUAUGGAUGCAAAUCCAGCCAUAGCAGACAAUCAUGGAUAUACAGCACUUCACUGGGCUUGUUACAAUGGUCAUGAAACAUGUGUAGAACUUCUUUUAGAACAGGAAGUUUUCCAGAAAAUAGAAGGAAAUGCUUUCAGUCCAUUGCAUUGUGCUGUGAUAAAUGACAAUGAAGGUGCUGCUGAGAUGUUAAUUGAUGCAUUAGGAGCCAGCAUUGUGAAUGCCACAGAUUCGAAAGGAAGAACUCCUCUCCAUGCGGCCGCCUUCACAGACCAUGUAGAGUGUUUACAGCUGCUGCUCAGCCAUAAUGCUCAAGUCAAUUCCGUGGACUCUUCUGGGAAAACACCUCUCAUGAUGGCAGCAGAAAACGGACAAACAAAUACAGUUGAGAUGCUGGUUAGCAGUGCUAGUGCAGAUCUGACUUUACAAGAUAACAGUAAAAACACUGCCCUCCAUUUGGCUUGCAGCAAGGGUCAUGAAACUAGUGCCUUGUUAAUACUGGAAAAGAUUACAGAUAGGAACCUCAUCAAUGCAACCAAUGCAGCCUUGCAAACACCUCUGCAUGUUGCUGCCCGAAAUGGGCUGACAAUGGUGGUUCAGGAACUGUUGGGGAAAGGAGCAAGUGUCCUUGCAGUAGAUGAAAAUGGCUACACCCCAGCUUUGGCCUGUGCUCCCAAUAAGGAUGUGGCUGAUUGCCUCGCUCUCAUCUUGGCCACCAUGAUGCCUGUCUCAGCAAGUAACUCUUUAUCAUCCCUGACCUUCAAUGCCAUUAACCGUUAUACCAACACCUCAAAAACAGUUAGCUUUGAAGCUUUGCCUAUCAUGAGGAAUGAACCUAGCUCCUAUUGCAGUUUCAACAAUAUUCUCGGGCAGUUCUUAUAUACUGAUGUGGAUGAGCUCAAUGACUCGGAUUCCGAGACCUACUAAGAAGCUGAGCCAGAGUUCCAGGAAGGACACUCUGACACUAAUGUUUCAAACUGUGCUUUUUCAGGAAAAGGGCACUUUCUUAUUCACGUACAAAUUCAACCUAAGAGGAAGGAUCACAGAACAGGCGAAAUGUAAGAAAAGGAUGACAUUAAGAAGAAAUUUAAAGGCAAGUUUGCAAAAGGAACUUCUAGAAUCUUGAAGUAGACUUGACCAGAAGAAACUGUUUUGAUGUCAAAUUGCUUUGCGGAAUCUUUAGAUUUGAUUUUGCAGUGCCAGGAGUAAUUUGGGACGCUGUGCACCCUAAUCUGCUUACACACACUAUUAUUAAAGAAGAGAUAAGGACACUAGAUUUGAUUUUUACCAAUAAAACUAUCAAUUUAAAGGCAAUAAAAGUUUGGUACAGUAGGCAUUGUGUGCACAGUAAAUUGCCAAAGGACCAAAUAACUUUAAGGUUUUUAAUGAAUGCCAUUUGUGGAAACUGCAGGUGUAGGUGAGAUGAGGUGUUCUCUAAACCAAACUGUAAUAUUUCUGAAAAUGAAGUGAGAUUUGGUUUUAAAUGUUUUUUUAAAGAAAACAUCUGAAAGCCUUCUAAUAAUGUAUUAAACCAUGAGAGAAAGCAGGUGUAUUUUUACAUUUUUUUCUUUUACAUAAAAAUUUAAGAAUUCCAACUUUUAUAAUACUAGACUUGAAAACCAGCUGACUGGGUGCAGUCAGGAUGAAAAUUCCUGUGAUGUAAAUUUAAGAUGGAUUGGGCUCAGGCUAUUGCCCAGUUAUGGAUGGUGUAGGUUUUUAAUUCAACUAUUUUUGUUUGGAAAAUGUAAAGAAUUUCCUAGAAGAAAAAAAGUCAUGAAAUCAAAAAGAACAUUAUUUUCACCCUGUUGCAGCUAAGUGGUUCUGGGUAAUGGUGUUUUCAGUCUCACUACCUUGGAUGGUAUACCUUUGUCACUUAUGUUCCCUUGUGCCUCCACAAUGGAUUGGUGAGUUGCCAUUUUUUAAGGAAGAAUCAAAAGAAAAAAUCCUUUAUUGUAAGUUAUCAUCAUCAAGUCUCUUAAAAGACUUUUCUGUGUUGGGCAAGAUUUAAAAUCCGAAAGCCUUUAGGUCCUGUUCACAUUUAUGUAGCAUGUUGUAACAUGUUACUAUUUGGGGAAAGAAGCAAUUGCCUACAGAAUUGGAAGACUGCCUUCCAAGUACAAAAAAAGAGAAGACUGACAUGAAGGCUUUUAAAGAAUUUAUAUGGUUCUGCUUUUCCUGUAACUGUCACUUUCCCAGUGAGAGAAUGAGUUCACGUACAUAGGGGCUCUUUAAAAAGUCUGGGUAACGGUCCAUAAAUUUUCGCAGAAUACCCAAUUUCAUUUUAUCCUUUUUGUAUUGUGAAACUGGAAACUUUAUGACAUUGUAAAUUAUCAGCUGGUUUUUCUGAAUAUAAAGUGUGAAAACACAGAACAGUAUUUUGAUCUAUUUGAUAAUUUUGUGGGGUUUUUGAAGAAUUAAUGAGCAUGUACAUAGAAAUAGUGACUGCUUGAAUACUGUAUUUACUUGCACUCUUUCAGUACAUCAAGAUUUCUGUAUAUUUUAGAGUAUAAUAAAACACAAAUGUGAGUUGUAUUUAAUGAAUAAUGUAUUUGUAUCUGUGCAUAUUACCUAAAAAUCUAUAAAGUUUCUAGGGCAUUGACUACUAAUUUUAAGCAUUUUUUCUAAACUAUUUACAGAAAUUACAAAUGUAAUCCUCCAUCUUUUCUUUUUAAUAUAAAAAAGUCCUAAUGGACCCCCUCCUCCUUAUAGUGAUAGGAAGGGGAGAUAUGCAUUUUAAAGACAGCAGACUACAUUUUCUAUUGUACCUUUUGAAAAAAAAAUCACUCGAGGAUUCUAAAGGUAUACGUAUGUGUGCUUUCUCUUUCCUUUUAGGAAUUCUCUUCUGAAUUCCCUGAGGGAAUUUUCUAGAAUCUCAGAAUUGAAAGAGACCCUCUGAGGUUCAUCCAGUCUAACCUCUUAACAAAUGCAGGAGUCCCUUCUACAAGGGUGAUCUUUCCACCUUGAACACUUCCAGUGACUCUACCUCACCAAGCAGUCCAUUCGGUUGUUGAGCAGCUCUAAGUGUUAGAAAGGUCUUCCUUAGAUGGCAUUGAAGCCUCCCUCUCAGUAACCUCCGUCCUUGGGCCCGGGUCUGUCCUCCAAGAGAACGCUGAGGACAUUGGAAGGAUGAAUCGCGCCUGCCAUGUCUUCUCUUUCACAGGCUAUUUUUGCAUCUGCUGAAGUGAUUUCCAGAAGGACUCAUUAGACACACCGUUAGAUUUGUGGCAUCUGAUGAAAUCCAAGGUGUAGCUACAAAGUAACAAGCUGUUUUUAAUUUCUCCUCACACAUUCCAGAACUUAGAUCUUGCAUCACUGUUUGUAAACGAUGCUCCUUCUGAAAAUAUUUGUGAGGUGGUUCUUUGAAUUGCUUGCUCAGCAGGAAAAUUCCAUUGCUUUGUGAUCGCACUUUGUGAUAGCAUUUUGUGAUAGUCUGUUUAUCUCCCAGCUUGAUCAACCAUUUCUUUAGGUCUGCACCAAAUGUGGGUUAAUCCCAAGGUAAAUAGUAUUUGGACAGUAUUGGUAUUGUUGGAGUAAGUCCAUGGACAACUUAAAUGAAUGAACACAGCAAGUUCCUUUAUAGUUACACCUUGUAUGUCAAAAGCAUUCAGGUCUGUCGUAUUUUUUAUUCUCGCACAAAAUAGAAAAGCCUGUUUGCUUUUUUAACUUCUGCAUGAAAGAUGACAUCUGAAAUAUCUGAUAUGUAUUUUAAUACCAGCUUCUGCUCUAGAACUACUUUGGGAGAAAUGGUGGUAAUUGCAAAUGACCUCCUUUAACAAGACAAGACACUCAACUCAGUGCCAUUUUAGUUCAGGAGAUACCUAAAUAUAGCUGUCAGUUGGGGUGUAAUUUGGCUUAUAUUGGACCUUUUAAAUGAAAUAAAGUUUUUUAAUGCAAUAAA
Molecule: messenger RNA, 7518 nt
Organism: Sorex fumeus (smoky shrew)
Lineage: Eukaryota; Metazoa; Chordata; Mammalia; Eulipotyphla; Soricidae
Gene: ANKRD28
Product: ankyrin repeat domain 28
Exons: 28
Coding region: 1299-4547 (1082 amino acids)
Biological process (GO): protein localization to ciliary inversin compartment
Cellular component (GO): cytoplasm; ciliary inversin compartment
Molecular function (GO): protein binding
Source: RefSeq, a predicted model, not a curated record